Choloepus didactylus (southern two-toed sloth) is the source of this 939-nucleotide messenger RNA. Its product is annotated as olfactory receptor 6C2. Gene Ontology annotation, biological process: G protein-coupled receptor signaling pathway. Lineage: Eukaryota; Metazoa; Chordata; Mammalia; Pilosa; Megalonychidae. Gene Ontology annotation, cellular component: membrane. The record is from RefSeq and is a predicted model, not a curated record. Gene Ontology annotation, molecular function: olfactory receptor activity; G protein-coupled receptor activity. The transcript has a single exon. The coding region runs from base 1 to 939 and encodes 312 amino acids.
AUGAGAAACCACACAGCAAUAACCACCUUCAUCCUGCUGGGACUGACAGAUAAUCCACAACUACAAGUUCUCCUUUUUAUCUUUCUAUUCCUCACUUACAUGCUAAGUGUAACAGGGAACCUGACUAUUAUUGCCCUCACAUUGCUGUAUUCCCACCUUAAAACUCCUAUGUACUUUUUCCUCAGAAACUUCUCUUUCCUAGAAGUCUCAUUCACUACUGUCUGUAUUCCUAGAUUCCUGUACAGUAUAUCAACUGGGGACAACACCAUCACUUAUAAUGCAUGUGCAAGUCAAAUAUUUUUUGUUAUUCUCUUUGGAGCAACCGAAUUUUUUCUCCUGGCCGUCAUGUCCUAUGACCGCUACGUGGCCAUCUGUAAACCCCUUCAUUACAUGACCAUCAUGGGCAGCCGGGUCUGUAUUUUAUUAGUCAUCUGUUGUUGGGUGGCUGGCUUGAUGAUCAUUCUCCCACCUCUUAGUUUUGGCCUCCAGCUGGAAUUCUGUGACUCCAAUGCCAUUGAUCACUUUAGCUGUGAUGCAGGCCCCGUCCUGAAGAUCUCAUGCACAGAUACAUGGCUAAUAGAACAGAUGGUUUUACUGAUGGCUGUCUUUGCACUUAUUAUCACCCUGGCAUGUGUUAUUCUGUCCUACACUUAUAUCAUUAGGACAAUUCUGAGAUUCCCCUCUGCCCAGCAAAGAAAAAAGGCCUUUUCUACCUGCUCAUCUCACAUGAUUGUAGUCUCCAUCACCUAUGGAAGCUGCAUCUUUAUCUAUGUCAAGCCUUCAGCAAAGGAAGAGGUGGCCAUUAAUAAAGGAGUUUCAAUGCUCACUACUUCUGUUGCUCCCAUGCUAAACCCCUUCAUUUACACACUGAGGAACAAGCAAGUGAAACAAGCUUUCCAUCACUCCAUAAAAAGGAUUGCAUUUCUCUCAAAGAAGUAG